Pocillopora damicornis (cauliflower coral) is the source of this 2316-nucleotide messenger RNA. RefSeq names its product phosphatidylinositol transfer protein. Lineage: Eukaryota; Metazoa; Cnidaria; Anthozoa; Scleractinia; Pocilloporidae. Gene Ontology annotation, biological process: phospholipid transport. Gene Ontology annotation, cellular component: cytoplasm. The record is from RefSeq and is a predicted model, not a curated record. Gene Ontology annotation, molecular function: phosphatidylcholine binding; phosphatidylinositol binding; phosphatidylinositol transfer activity.
UCCUGUAAAGACCACUAACGCACAUGUCAGCUUGCCGGCGACAUUUUCUGUAUUUGAUUGUCGAACAUUCCCCUCUUUUUUUUUCGACUGCAGAGUAAAUUUCAAUGGAAAUCAAGGAGUACAGAAUAACUUUGCCCGUAUCUGUCGAAGAAUAUAAAAUUGGUCAGUUGUACGCUGUUGCAGAAGCAAGUAAGAACGAAACGGGAGGAGGGGAAGGAAUCGAAGUGGUAGUAAACGAACCGUACUCAGACCACGCAAAGUAUGGGAGCGGACAGUACACACAUAAAGUUUUCCAUUUAUCGAAAAAGGUUCCAUCUGUAAUUCGACUUUUGGCACCUAAGGGUUCGUUGGAAGUUCACGAAAAAGCGUGGAAUGCUUAUCCGUAUUGCAGGACGGAGUAUUCAAACCCGUACAUGUCGGACAAUUUCUAUAUCUAUAUCGAUACAUGGCAUAGGGAAGGAGAAGGCGAGGAAAAUGUGCACAAGUUAACGGCGGAAGAACUGGGAAACAGAGUUGUAGUAGAUAUUGACAUAUCUGACAACAAUUGUGUUGCUCCAUCGGACUACAAGGAAGAUGAGGACCCAACUAAAUUUCACUCCAAGAAAACUGGGCGAGGUCCUCUUGAUUGUGAAGGCGAGUGGAAGAAAAACGACCAUUGGCCUAAAAUGACGUGCUACAAGCUCUACCAAGUACAGUUUAAAUGGUGGGGCCUCCAGACCAAGGUACAGAGCAUUAUCUUUAAGGCUGUGAGGCGACUCCUCACUAACUUUCACCGGCAGUUGUUUUGUUGGUUGGAUCUUUGGUUCGGAAUGACCAUGGAAGAUAUACGAGAGCUUGAAGAAAAAACCAAAGAAGAGCUAAAUAGGUUACGACAUGAAGGCGAAGUGCGUGGAAUGUCUGAGAAAUAAAUAAAACUGAAACAGGUACAAUAUGAUCGACCGAAGUGGAACGUUAUCCCAUUACUAUUAGAGUAGUAGUAAACUCGUAUCAUUAAGAGACGAGGGCUGUUUUAUAUUGGGUUUUCACCGCUUAGACAUUCUUCUAAUAAGGUUUUAAUGAAGUUUUUUGUUUGUUUUUUUUUUUUGCAGUUUUUUCAUCUAACAUUACUUGGCUCGUAAAUCCUCUUCCAUUGUUAUUAUUUAGGUGAACCAUGUUGCUUGGGGUUAUUUGCAAAGAUACAAAGUCAACAAUACUUGAUAUGUUGGUGAUUACAUGGGGUGCAUAAAAAGUCCUUCUGUACGUUUAACUUAAUUUACGAGAUGUAUUUAUCUAGGAUUAAAACUUUGAUUACCACAAAGUUAUUCUUUGUGGUGUGUGGUAAGAAGUAUUCACAUAUCAGGUGAGUUUUUGAUUCAGCAUGAUGCGCUUAAUAAGUAUUUUUGGCGAUGCUAGUGUCUGUUUCUGGUAAUAAAAGAGAAUGCAACACUAUACUUGAUGUGGUUAGCUUUAAGUGAUUUUAUCACGAAAUUAACCUGUCUGUGCCCUGUCCAUGGUGGUACUGUUUAAGAUGAGGCAUUAAUGUUAUCAAUUGAUAUGAACCCUUCAAAACCUCUAAUUCUGUUUUCACUUUUAAUUGUUCAUUAUAUAUUGAUUAUCUUAAACAUUGUAGUGUGAAUCAUCUUGAAAUCAAGAAAAGAUUCUGUUCAGGCUUUAUGGUAUAAUUUGUUUGAUCAAGUCUUCAUCUUGGCAUGAUAAGUCAUGAACUGGGUUGAUUGAUGUACCUGUGUGGAUACUGAUACUUUGAUGGUUGAACAUCCAGGAAAGUACAAGGUCAUGGUUUUUUUACCUUGUCUAGUAUAAUGCAUGAUACAAGUACACUUAUAGUACAGUGGUGAAUGGAGAACUAGUAGAAGAUAUUACACUAUGAAUAUAUGGAUUCUUGGUAAAUCCAAGUGACCAUGUUAAAUUGAAUGCUUCUGUUUAGGGGAGUGAACUCAGAAAGCUUUGAUGUUCAGUUUUUUAGGUCAGAUACAAUUCCAAAAAUGACUAACUCUUUGACACCUGAAGCACGAUACACUGUGGUGUCUCCUCUAGGUAGGCCUGAAAAAGAAUCCUAUUGAAGAAUUUGACACAGACUCUCUUUUGCAUCUUAUGCGCUAAAAGUUAAAAAAAAUAAAUCUUAGUUUAUAAUAGGGUUUACAGAAUGUACCAUAGCAUUGUUUGUAAUUUGAUUUGUAAUUACUCUAAAGUACGAUUCAUUAGUUGACUACAAGGCUAGAUGUAUGCUGAGAUUAGUUACAAAGUGGAAUAUUCUUCUAAAAUCACUCUUAGGAUUUAUAGCACAACAAUUCAAUAAACAAUUUCAAUGUGAACAUU